UGUCCUAAAAUAUCCAUUUUUCCAAAACUUUUAUUUUAUUUAUUUCUCGCAUUUUAUCUAUUGAAUAAUGCUAGCCAUAAGUUCAUCAACCACCCAACUCAUUCAAGAAACGGAUCCAAUAUCAAAUAUCACCUGUUAAUAUAUAUAUAGACAGAGAGAGAAAGAGAGAGAGAUCAAAUGGAUGAAGAAAUCAGGAGCUUCAUCAAGGUAUGGAUUAUAGCCAUAACAAGCCUUUGCUAUUGCUACUACAUAUCAUCAAGAAUUCCAAAAGGAAUAAGAAGGCUAAUUUCUCUUCUUCCGUUCUUUUACAUCUUCAUUAUUCUCCCCUUGGAUCUCCACUCCUUGCAUCUUGGUGGUCCCACAGCCUUCUUUCUAGUCUGGCUCGGCCUCUCAAAGCUCCUCCUUUUCUCCUUUGACCAAGCCCCUCUCUCUCCUCUCCCAACAAACCUCUUCCAUUUCAUCUCCAUUGCUUGUCUUCCCAUCAAAAUCAUACAAAACCCACCUCCAAAAUCACCCCCAAAAGUAGAAAAUCUCAUGACCAAAGAAAGUACUAACAAAAUCCCACAUGCCCAAAAGUCAACUCCAACAGUAGAAAAGCCCAACAUCACAAAAAGUACCAAAAACCCAUCUGACCAAAAGUGGGAAAAACCCAUGUUGUUGAACCCGCAAACUAGUGUUCCUAAGGUUGGUUCCAAAGUGCCCAGGUCAAUUUUGAUGGCUAUAAAGGUAAUUUUACUGGCAUUGAUUGUCAAAGCGUAUGAGUAUAGACCAUAUUUACCCUCCUACAUAACUCUAUUGUUGUACUGUUGUCAUAUGUAUUUGGGCAUAGAGAUUACACUAGCCCUCGCAGCCCUUCCGGCCCAAACCCUAUUGGGCUUCGAGCUCGAACCGCAGUUCAACGAGCCAUACCUCACAACUUCACUCCAAGACUUUUGGGGCCGAAGGUGGAACCUCAUGGUCUCAAGCAUCCUAAAGCCCACAGCUUUCCACCCGGUGCGGAGUUUAUUCAGCCCAAUAAUCGGCCCAAAGUGGGCCCAUUUAGCAGGUGUCUUAUGGGCCUUUACGGUGUCGGGCCUGAUGCACGAGGCCAUGUACUAUUACUUCACGCGGGCCCGGCCCACUUGGGAGGUGACCAUAUUCUUUGUGCUUCAAGGGGUGUGCACGGCGGUGGAGAUGGCGGUGAAGAGGGUAGUCGGUGAGAAAUGGCGGCUGAGCGGGGCGGUCUCCGGCGGGUUGGCAUUGGGGUUCUUGGUUGUUACGGGGAAUUGGUUGUUCUUCCCUCAGUUGUUGCGAAACGGUGUGCACGAAAAGACUAUAAAGGAGUACGCCAUUAUGGUUGACUUUAUCAAACAAAUAGUGAGAUUGUGCGGUUGGCCGUGAUCUAGAGUUAAGAUGUAAAAUUAUAGACGUUUAGUUGAUGAAUUUAAAAUUAUGAUUUAGAAUUA
Messenger RNA from Morus notabilis, 1445 nucleotides. RefSeq names its product long-chain-alcohol O-fatty-acyltransferase. The record is from RefSeq and is a predicted model, not a curated record. The transcript has a single exon. NCBI's taxonomy places the organism in Eukaryota, Viridiplantae, Streptophyta, Magnoliopsida, Rosales, Moraceae. Bases 178 to 1380 code for a protein of 400 amino acids. Gene Ontology annotation, biological process: lipid metabolic process.